CCACGUCAAUUAAGUGACGUCAGGCUGCUAUCGCCAUCUCUGUAUACACCCUCUUACCUUGAUUCAUUAAAACGUCGCGGGUGUUAGCCAUUUUGUGCUAACCUAUUGUACUUGUUGACAUAACUCCAGUUAUUAAUUUAUUCAAAUAACCUUUAGAAUUCUUAUAAUAAAUUGUCGUACUGACUGUAAUGUCCACCAUGAAUCCCGAAUAUGAUUACCUGUUUAAAUUAUUGCUUAUUGGAGAUUCUGGUGUAGGCAAGUCUUGUCUUCUGUUAAGAUUUGCAGAUGAUACAUACACAGAAAGCUAUAUCAGUACAAUUGGUGUGGAUUUUAAAAUCCGGACAAUAGAGCUGGAGGGAAAAACAAUCAAACUUCAAAUAUGGGAUACUGCUGGACAGGAGAGGUUUAGAACUAUAACAUCUAGUUAUUACAGAGGAGCUCAUGGAAUCAUUGUUGUAUACGAUGUUACUGAUCAGGAAUCAUUUAAUAAUGUGAAACAGUGGUUGCAAGAAAUUGAUCGUUAUGCAUCUGAAAAUGUAAAUAGAUUAUUAGUAGGCAACAAAUGUGACCAAACACCAAAGAAAGUAGUAGAUUAUGUAACAGCCAAAGAAUUUGCUGACCAGCUGGGCAUCCCUUUUCUUGAAACAAGUGCGAAAAAUUCUACAAAUGUGGAACAGGCUUUUAUGACAAUGGCUGCAGAGAUCAAGCGACGUAUGGGUCCACCAACUAGUGCAGCUGAUGCGCAACGGCAAGGGGAAAGGAUCAACCCGAGUUCUCCGGUUAAAACGCAAAGUGGUGGAUGUUGUUAGAAAUGAAAUGAAUUGGAAGAAAAUGUUUAAACAUCUGCAGAUUGUAUUCAUAUAUGGUGAAAUUUCCAAGCAAUUUUUUGGCAGGUAGAAAUAAGAAAUCUGCCAGGACAUUAAAAACCAGGUUAUGUUUAGAACUUCAUAUUGUGGCACCAUUUUAUUCCUUCCCGUUAUUUUAUAAAUUUUUAGAUUUAUUUCAGGCUGUACUGUAUUGUGUCAAAUGAUAUUAAAAACAUUCUCAAAUUCA
Molecule: messenger RNA, 1053 nt
Organism: Uloborus diversus
Lineage: Eukaryota; Metazoa; Arthropoda; Arachnida; Araneae; Uloboridae
Gene: Rab1
Product: ras-related protein Rab-1A
Exons: 7
Coding region: 189-809 (206 amino acids)
Molecular function (GO): GTP binding; GTPase activity
Source: RefSeq, a predicted model, not a curated record